GCGGACUUCCCUACGGUGAUAGGCGUGACCCUCGACCGAGAGGAUGGCAGCACGCCAAUGGAGACGGAUGGUGAAAAGACCAAGCAGAGUGGCACCACCUACUUUAUUGAUACCAACCAGCUGAGGGAUGGAGUGCGAGAGGGAUCAGCAGCCAGCUGGAAGAAAAAAGAGAAACUACCUCAAGUCACCCGCUCAUGGCACAACUACAUGUGUAACUGCGUGAUCCAGGACUUCCAGCAAGCUGUGCUGCAGGUGUCAGACUCUCCAUAUGAUGAACAGAUUGCUGCACAGAUGCCCACAGUGCACUACGAGCUGCCCAACGGCUACAACGCUGACUUUGGAGCUGAGAGGCUGAAGAUCCCCGAGGGGCUCUUUGACCCCUCCAAUGCCAAGGGCCUGUCUGGAAACACCAUGUUGGGAGUCGGCCACGUUGUGACGACCAGCGUGGGAAUGUGUGACAUCGACAUCCGGCCG
Notothenia coriiceps (black rockcod) is the source of this 474-nucleotide messenger RNA. Its product is annotated as actin-like protein 6A. The transcript has 5 exons. The record is from RefSeq and is a predicted model, not a curated record. The annotation marks the transcript as partial. NCBI's taxonomy places the organism in Eukaryota, Metazoa, Chordata, Actinopteri, Perciformes, Nototheniidae.